Messenger RNA from Rhodamnia argentea, 761 nucleotides. RefSeq lists its product as uncharacterized. The transcript has a single exon. Bases 272 to 736 code for a protein of 154 amino acids. The record is from RefSeq and is a predicted model, not a curated record. NCBI's taxonomy places the organism in Eukaryota, Viridiplantae, Streptophyta, Magnoliopsida, Myrtales, Myrtaceae.
UUGCCACCAAAGUUCCUAGGCAUUAACCUGGGAGCUCACCAUCUCAUGUACCAGAUAGUAACCAGACAAAGACAAAAGGUGGUCCUACUCAGAGUACCUGUGGAGCAGCAUCUCACAUCCACACAACCAAAACUUCCAGCUCCUUAAGAUUGGAUGGGGAUAGAUCAGACAAAUUCUUCAUCUCCUUCAUUUAUCCUACUAUGGAAUUCCACUAUUCUCCCACCAUGGCUCAUACCACAAGCAGCCACCUUCAUGCUGUCCUUGAAAGCUAAUGAAGAAGAAGCAACCAGAGAACCAUGGACCUGAGCAGCAGCUUGAGAUCCUCAAGGCAGUGGCACAAGCCUGGCACAGCCACUCCAGCGGCUCCAGAGCGGCCACCAGCAGCGAGUUCGACGCCCGCCGUCUUAACUUCAAGAGCAGGCCUUCCCGGUUCAGGGUCGAGGCGAUGAACGGUAAGCCAGUUGUGCCUUCCAAGGGCAAGGACGGUCUCGGUGGCGGCCCCUGGGACUUCAGGCAAUCCCUGUGGGAUUCGUACGAGAUCGUGACGGUCGCCAAGAAGCUCGAGGCGAGGUUGAAUUUGGAUGACCCGUUUGGCGAGUUGCCCGGGGCCGGUAGAGCCAUUAGGAGGAAGAGGGAAAGUAGGAAUAGCUUGAGGAAUCUGUUCAAUCUGAUGUCCUCGAGAAGAUUUAACGACCCUGAUGCUCCUAGUCCGAGUUCACGAGAUAAUCAAUUUUGAUCAAAUUCACCUGACAUUAGCCCCA